Molecule: messenger RNA, 4293 nt
Organism: Capsicum annuum
Lineage: Eukaryota; Viridiplantae; Streptophyta; Magnoliopsida; Solanales; Solanaceae
Product: COP1-interactive protein 1
Exons: 3
Coding region: 300-4013 (1237 amino acids)
Molecular function (GO): actin binding
Source: RefSeq, a predicted model, not a curated record
UCAUUUUUAUGAUUACAUACAGUCUGUACUAUAAAGCCCCUCCUCUCCUUUUUUUUCCCCUCUUUCAUUACUCAAAUUUGAAAAAAUUGCUUUUUCCAUUUCAUCAUUCUCUCUCUACAUUUUUUUCUCCUUUCAGUUUUGCGGAAAGCUUUAGUACAUCAAGCGGCUUUGUUUUUGCUCAUAGCUAUAAUUUUCAGAUUUUCUUUUCCAGUGCUGGAACUGACUCUAUUCGAGAUGGACACAACCCUCUAUUGUUGAAGAGAGAAAAAUAAUUGACUAGUAAAUAAACACCUGAAGAGAUGACAAAGCAUCGGUUCAGGGAAAAAGUCAAGUCCUUUUUUGGAAGUCAUGUUGAUCCUGAGAAAGAUAAGGAGCUGAAAGGAACCAAAGCUGAAAUUGAAGGCAAAAUUCAGAAGAUCUUAGCCUAUCUUAAAGGAGAUGGCAGAGAUGAAAAAGAACCACUGGUGGAGAUAGUUCAAGAUUUUCACAAUCAUUACCAAUCACUGUAUGAUCGUUAUGACCAUCUCACUGGAAAACUGAGGGAAAAUGUACAUGGAAAACACGAGAAAGAUACUUCUUCCUCCAGCUCAGGCUCAGAUUCAGAUUCAGACUUCAGUACGAAAAAUAAGGGCAAGAAAAAUGGUAAACUGGAAUUCACAGAAGUAACAGAUGGCAUCAAGGAAGAAUUGGCAAGCGCAAAUCUGGAAAUAGUUGAAUUGAAGGCUCAGUUGACAGCUGCGAAAGAAGAAAAGGAGGCUUUGCAAUCCGAGCAUCAGAGCGCUUCGAGCAAAUUGCAAGAAGCAGAAACAACAAUCAGUAGUUUGACUAGCGAAGCAGAAAGGUUGAAGGAAGAAAAUUCAAAGCUUCUAGGUGAGACAGUGGUCCUCAAAGAGAAUUUGGAGAGAUCUGCAAAAUCAGAAGCUGAAUUAAUGCAGAAGCUCGACGAGAUAACUAGAGAAAGAGAAAGCUUACUCUUGGAGAAACAAUCCAUGGGAAACAGCGUUUUAGAAAGCAAUAGUACUAUUGAAGAAUUAAGAACCACUAUGGGGCAGUUGAAGGAAGAGAAAGAAACCCUACAGGUAGAUUUGGAAGCCCUCAAAAGCGAACUUCCCUCGGUGAAGGAACAACUCGAUUCUGCUGAAAAGGAAAUAGCUCAGCUAAGUCAAACGCAAAAGGCCACAGAGGAAGACAAUUCUUCACUAUCAUCGAAAGUUUUACAGCUCUCGGAGGAGAUAGGGCAAGCUCAACAGAAGAUCCAAGACCUUGUGACUGAAGCUGACCAGCUAAAGGGGAUGUUAGAUGAGAAAGAAAAGGAGUUCUCUUCUCACAAGGAGGUACAUGAUGCUCACAAAAAUGAAUCAUCGACCCGUUUAAGAGGUAUGGAACUGGAGAUUGAUUCACUGCAGUCUCAGAAAUCAGAAAUAGAGAAACAAAAGGAAGAUGAGCUCUCUGCGUUGCUGAAGAAACUUGAGGAAAAGGAGGAAGAAUUCUCAUUGCAGACGGAAGCUUUGACAUCAAAGAUGAACAAUAUGCAACUUGAAAUCGACUCCUUGAAUGAACUGAAAGGCAAGUUGGAGGAGCAAAUGGAGCAAGAAAGAAGCAAGAUGUCAGCUGAAGUUGAAAACUUAACAAACGAGGUGAAUAAGAAGGACCAAGAAUUAGAGUCUCUUUGCAGCCAGAAACUUGAAUUGGAAGCAGAACUGGAGAAGAAAGCACAAGAAAUUGCGGGAUUCUCAAGUGAGAGAGAGAGUUUCAAGCAGGAUAUAGCAAACAAAUCUGCAGAGUCACUGAAAAUUCUGGAAGAGAAAGAAAGUUCUCUUUCACAAGUGAAGGACCUAGAAGUGGAGCUAAAAUCACUUCAGAAUCUGAAACUUGAGUUCGAAGAGCAGUUGACAAGCAAAGAUGAGACGAUUGCUCAGAUGAAAAACGACAAGGAGAUGAUGCAAGAUAAAAUUUCUGAAAUUGAGAGGGCAUUAACUGAGAGAGAAAGUGAACUAGCUAUUUUAAGGAAGAAAUCUGAAGAAGGAGAAACUGAAUCAUCUACUCAGAUUGCGGCCUUAACUUUACAGGUGAGCAAUCUGCAAGAGCAUUUGGAGAAUUUGCAAGUUCAGAAGUCUCAAGUAGAGUCUCAACUCGAGGCAAAAGCUGGAGAAGCAUCAGAAUACCUCACUCAGUUGGAAAAUUUGAAGGAGGAAUUAGCAACGAAAAUAUCACAUGGCCAGAGAUCGCUGGAAGAGAUGGAGGGCCUAGCGGUACAGAUCAGGGAGGAAAAGGGAAAUCUCCUAAGCAAAAUAUCUGAACUAGAAUUUGCAUUAGCGGAGAAAGUGGAAGAGCAUGGAACCUUGCGACAGAAGCUAAAGGAAAUGCAAAACGAAGCUUCUACUCAGAUUGUUGCCUUGACUGAAGAAGUUAAUAAGUUAAAGCUGCAGAUAGAAUUGCUGCAGACCGAGAAAGGCCAGCUGGAGUUGGUAAUUGAGAGUGGUAAACAAGAAUCUGCUGAAAGUUUGGCAGAAGCAGAGAAUCAGAUCACUGAAUUAUCACAAAAGAUUUUGGAUCAGGAAAUAAAGCUGAAAGAGCAGGAGGAAGCACUCUCGAAGUUGGUGGAAGAGAGGGACAGUCUAGUGGUACAGGUCAAUGAUCUCCAGGCCGAAGUGAAGUCUCUUUGUGAACAGAAGAGUACAUUGGAAGAAGACAUAAGCAGUGCAGACAAUGAGAACAAUCUACUGAAGGAGGAAAAGGGAAGUCUCCUAAGCAAGCUAUCUGAACUGGAAUUCACAUUAGCGGAGAAAUUGGAAGUGCAUGAAACUUUGCAAAAGAAGCUUGAGGAUGUGCAAAAUGAAGCUUCUACUCAGAUUGCUGCCUUGACGGAAGAAGUUAAUGAGUUAAGGCAGAAGAUAGAAGCACUGCAGACUGAGAAAAGCCAGCUGGAAUUGCUAAUUGAAAAUGGUAAACAAGAGUCCACUGAGACUUUGGCACAAGCGAAGAAUCAGCACACGGAAUUAUCACAAAAGAUUGUGGAUCGGGAAAUGAAGCUGAAAGAGCAUGAGGAAGCAUUUGGAAAGUUGGAUGAAGAGCACAAAAAGCUCGAUGGUGUGCUGCAGGAGUACAAAGAAAGUCUCAAACUUGCAGAAAUGAAGAUUGAAGAGAUAACAGAAGAAUACCAGAAGAAUCUUGAAAGUAAAGAUCGGAAAAUAGACGAACUGGAUGACAAGAUUGAAGAUCUGAAGAGGGAUCUAGAAAUGAAAGGAGAUGAAAUCAGCACACUGGUGGACAAUGUCCGGAACACUGAGGUUAAGCUACGAUUAACCAACCAGAAGCUUCGGGUGACCGAACAGUUGCUGACCGAGAAAGAAGAGGACCACCUGAAGAAAGAAGAGAAGUUACUGCAACAUCAAAGGUUCCUGGAAGAGAGGAUUGCAACAUUAUCAGGGGUUAUUGCUGUAUACAAGGAAACUCAAGCCAAAAUAAUAGCAGACCUUUCAGAUAAAGUAAGUGACACUUUGACUCAAAUAGAUACGUUCAAUAUGAAGUUUGAGGAAGACACCGGUCACCUGGAGUCCCGCAUUUACGAAAUAUUGAAUGAGCUUAAGGUUGCUUUGAACUUGAUCAAAGUAGCAGGUGAAGAAAAGAAGCAGCUGAAGAAGGAAAUCGACAUUCUACUGCAACAACUGAAAGAUGAGAAAGAAUGUGCAUCGGUGCUAAAAGAGAAGGUUGAACAAUUGGAAAACGCAGAGAAAAACGAGGUGACUCAGAGGGGUAGUUUGACGGAAACUGUUCACCAACUUGAAGAGAAGAUAGCUACAUUGCAUAAAAUCAUUGCAGAGAAGGACGAAAAGAUGGGAGAGUAUGAAAGGAAGAUGAAUGACAAAGAUAAAGGAAUGUUAGAUUUGAGUGAGGAAAAACGGGAGGCAAUAAGGCAGUUAUGUAUUUGGAUCGAUUACCACCAGAGUCGCUAUGAUGAUCUUAUAGAGAUGAUCUCAAAGGCUAGAGGAAGAAGACAAGUAGCUGCUUGAAAUUCCUUUACAAUAUGGUACAUUAUUUUGGUUAUGGUUUUCCUGGUUACCUCAGUUUUGGUCAUUUUGUUUUUGGAGUGAUUUAUCUUCUUCGAUCAUAGUUUCUUUGGAAUACCCUUAUUUAGGCUGUAUAGGCAGGUAAUGCUACCAUUUUUUCAGUACUGGAACUUCAUUCAUUGGAUAUAUCGAUUAGUGGAACCGUAAUAUUGUGAGUAUUACAUGCACAUUUGUAAGAUUGUUUUUGGGAUAUAGAAAUUAUUUCUAGACUUCAUUCAUUGGA